GUGAUGGGAUCAAACGAAGGAACUACUUCAAUGGAGGUGGUUAACUCGGUUCGUGCAUGUAUUCCAUCUAAGCCAAUCUUCGAACCCCUAAAGGCUCACGAGAUAUCUGAAGGCAAAACCCAGUUCAGAGAGGUUGCAGUUCCGCGUCAUCGUUACACGCCGAUGAAGAAUGCCUGGAUGGAUAUCUAUACGCCUGUGUACGAUCAGAUGCAUAUCGACGUCUGUAUGAAUAUGAAAGCUCGAAAGAUUGUGUUGAAGACACUGGCCGAUACCCCAGAUGUCAGUAACUUACAAAAGUGUGCUGAUUUCGUCCGUGCUUUCAUGCUAGGUUUUAAUGUAAUCGAUGCCUUGGCUCUUUUGCGUAUGGAUGAAUUAUAUUUGGAUUCGUUUGAAAUAAAGGAUGUGAAAACUCUACGUGGGGAACAUAUAUCUAGGGCAAUUGCAAGACUUAUUGGGAAGGGUGGGAGGACAAAGACUGAGAUUGAAAAUUCUACUAAGACUAGAAUUGUGAUUGCAGAUAAGAAGAUUCAUAUGCUUGGAUCGGUUUCUAACAUGAAGGUGGCUAGGCAUUCACUUUGUAGUCUCAUUCUUGGGUCUUCUACUGUGAAUGUUUCUUCUAAGCUUAGAGCUGUUACUGCUCGCAUGGUUGAGAGGUUUUGA
Molecule: messenger RNA, 660 nt
Organism: Impatiens glandulifera
Lineage: Eukaryota; Viridiplantae; Streptophyta; Magnoliopsida; Ericales; Balsaminaceae
Product: RNA-binding protein PNO1-like
Exons: 1
Coding region: 4-660 (218 amino acids)
Cellular component (GO): nucleolus
Molecular function (GO): RNA binding
Source: RefSeq, a predicted model, not a curated record